AUGAUGUCCUGGACCUUGUUGCCAAUUGCCCUGGUUCUGCUCCACUCCAGCACCCUCUGCUCCCUGGGCUGUGACCUGACUCAGGACCUGAAGAAAGACUUCUCCCUUCUGAACCAAAUGAGCACAUUUUCCCUGUUGCCAUGUCUGAAGGACAGAACCAACUUCAACUUCUCAAAGGAAGCUAUGGAGAGCAGCCAGUUCCAGAGGGAAAAUGCCACAGCCAUUGUUUAUGAAAUGCUCCAGCAGACCUUCACCAUCUUCAGCUUGAAUACCACUCCAGCUACUUGGAAUCAGACCCAGCUCAGGCAACUUCUCAUUGGACUGGAUCAUCAGCUGGACCAGCUGGAGCAGUGUCUUGGGCAGGAGGUAGAGUGGGAAGAGCCUUCCUUGGGAAGUGAGAACCCCAGACUGGCCCUGAAGAGCUACUUCCAAGGGAUAAGAGCAUAUCUGCACGGUAAAAAGUACAGCCACUGUGCCUGGGAGGUCACCCGAGUAGAAGUCAGGAGGAUCUUUCUUUUCAUGAGCAAAUUCACAAGAGAAUUUCAGGACUGA
Messenger RNA from Antechinus flavipes (yellow-footed antechinus), 552 nucleotides. RefSeq names its product interferon alpha-16-like. Gene Ontology annotation, cellular component: extracellular region. Gene Ontology annotation, molecular function: cytokine activity; type I interferon receptor binding. Lineage: Eukaryota; Metazoa; Chordata; Mammalia; Dasyuromorphia; Dasyuridae. The record is from RefSeq and is a predicted model, not a curated record. Gene Ontology annotation, biological process: adaptive immune response; cytokine-mediated signaling pathway; positive regulation of peptidyl-serine phosphorylation of STAT protein. The coding region runs from base 1 to 552 and encodes 183 amino acids. The transcript has a single exon.